Messenger RNA from Aspergillus steynii IBT 23096, 463 nucleotides. RefSeq lists its product as uncharacterized. Bases 82 to 363 code for a protein of 93 amino acids. The record is from RefSeq and is a predicted model, not a curated record. Lineage: Eukaryota; Fungi; Ascomycota; Eurotiomycetes; Eurotiales; Aspergillaceae. The transcript has a single exon.
GAACUUCUACGGAGUACCUGUCGUUUCAUCACUUCUCUAGUUCGUAGGACCGAGGACUCGGGGACGUGGCACAUCCACACCAUGCAGCACCGGGGACCCUUUCGUAUUAGUCACAUUCUACAUCGCUCUGUUGCGUCGAGAUCAGCAUUAUUAUUAUUAUCAAUCCCUGGGUUGCAGUGCCUGCGCGGCAUUCCAGUGAAGGUGGCAGAUCUAGAUCGGAGUGGGUCACGUGGCAGCCUCCGAAAGCGGCCGUCGUCCUUCGCUUCUUCGCCUCGUCUCUUCUUUCUUUCCAUCUCCAUCUCUCGAUCGCUUCCGCAAGCAGAAAUAACAGCUGACCGGCUUGAAUGUCGGUAUGCGGAGUAGCUUCAUCACAUCCAUUUACUGUGACUAGUAUGAUGAUUUACGGUGGGAGAAACUACUAUACUAUACUUCUUUAUGAUGGUGUGGAUCAAAGCAUCCGGUU